AUGACGAACGUCCAUCUCCCCACUGCCGCCAACCCCGGACCCUUUGGCCACCAACAGCGCAAGAACUUCUUGUUCCCCGAAAACUACACUCAGUUCAACCACGGCUCCUUCGGCACAUUCCCCAAGGUCGUCCAGGAUGACAUGCGUGCCUGGCAUGACCGCGCUGAACAAAAUCCAGACCUCUGGAUGCGCCGCGACUUGUACGUGGCCCUGAACGACAUCCGCGCCCAGCUCGCAGAAUUCGUCAACUGCGACAAGGAAGAACUCGCCCUCGUCACCAACACCACCGUCGGCGUCAACACCGUCCUCCGCUCCCUUCCCUUUGUCCCCGGUGAUCGCAUCCUCGUCCUCUCGACCGGUUACGUCUCUGUCAACCAGACUGUCCGUUAUAUCUGUGAUACCCACCAGGACGUUAAAGUUAUCGAGGUCCCUGUUACCUUCCCUAUUAGCGACAAGGAUUUGUUGGCCAAGGUUGAAGAUACGUUGAAGGCACAUCAGGAGUUGAAGGAUGGAUCGAGGAUCAAGUUGGGAAUUGUGGAUUGGAUCUCGAGUGUGCCGUCGGUUGUGCAUCCUGUCAAGGAAUUGGUCGAGCUUUUGCACAGUUAUGGCGCCUUGGUCUAUGUCGAUGGCGCACAUUCAAUUGGUCAGGUCCCUGUCGAUUUGAGCCAUCUUCGUCCCGACUUUUACAUCGCCAACUGCCACAAGUGGCUGUACAGUGUCCGUGGAUCAGCUUUGUUAUAUGUUGCCAAGCGCCACCAACAUCUAAUCCACCCAACGUCCAUCACCGGAGACUACACCUCAGGCUUCGAAAAGGAAUUUGGCUGGGCUGGCACCCAGGACUACUCCUCCCUCAUGUCCAUCCUCUCCGCUUUAAAGUUCCGUAAACAAUUCGGAGAAGAUGCCAUCAUCUCCUACACCCACUCGUUGGCCCUCGAGGGUGGAAAGGCCAUGGCCAAGAUCCUUGGCACCCAUUGCCUCACCCCCGACGACCACCAGGUCGGCAACAUGGUGAAUAUUGCUCUCCCUAUCAAGGAUUUGAAUCACCUCAAGGCCAACACCAAGGACUUCAUGGAGAUCUUGAUGGACAAGUAUAAUGUCUACACGCCUGCUUUCCGUCAUGGAGACCAUUUCUAUACCCGUGUCUCGGCCCAGAUCUAUCUUGAGCUUGAGGAUUUUAUCCGCCUGGCUAACAUCUGGAAGGAAGUCAUUGACGACCUCAACGCCUCUUCUUAA
Messenger RNA from Linnemannia hyalina, 1233 nucleotides. The record is from the annotation of a GenBank genome assembly. NCBI's taxonomy places the organism in Eukaryota, Fungi, Mortierellomycota, Mortierellomycetes, Mortierellales, Mortierellaceae.